Thermothielavioides terrestris NRRL 8126 is the source of this 1343-nucleotide messenger RNA. RefSeq lists its product as uncharacterized. Gene Ontology annotation, biological process: protein processing; SREBP signaling pathway. Bases 273 to 1283 code for a protein of 336 amino acids. Gene Ontology annotation, cellular component: Dsc E3 ubiquitin ligase complex. The record is from RefSeq and is a predicted model, not a curated record. The transcript has 2 exons. NCBI's taxonomy places the organism in Eukaryota, Fungi, Ascomycota, Sordariomycetes, Sordariales, Chaetomiaceae.
GUGGUACUUAACUGUUAAUGUUAUCCGCAUCCGGCUAGCUUAACUAACAGACUGCUUGCGUUCUUCCGUCGAGCCGAACAUGCGCCUUGCUAUCGCCAGCAUCGACGCGACGGCAAGUUCCCAUUGAAAAGAACAUCGUUCCCGAUGCAUACCUAGGCCAUCUGCGCUGCGCCCGCCGCUAAGUGUACCUGAUGGCAUUCCGAUAAGCGUGUUACCGACUAUGUGACCGUUUGACUGCUUGCGCCACCAGUCUCACCCAACCGCGGCGAGCUAUGAACGAUGAUCCGGGCCCGAGCUCCGCCACCCGGCAGCUGCCGCGACGGUCCGAUGGCGACGUCGACGCCGCCAGCGAGCAGCACGACGGCGGCCCCGGGGAAAGCGGCGGCAGACGGCCAGUCGACGAAGACAAGCGCCGGCAGGGCCUGGCCAAGAAGCUCGAGUUCAUCAGCCACCUGCAGAAGAGCCUCGACAUGAUGGUCGUCGUCUACAUCUGCACCCUGUACUCUAUGGAAUGCUCGUUCUUCCGUUUCCUGCUGCGUCUCCUGCCGCACUACUCGUUCCUGACGCCCAAAGACGGCCUGGUGCUUCCCGCGGAGCAGCCGCACAUCUACAGCAUCUUCGUGCCCGGCGUUCUGUGCAUGUUGGCGCACAUCCUGUUUGCCCUCCCGACCGCCGGCGAGGCCGCGCGCGGCUAUCUGCACGGGGGCGUCAUCGUUGAUUUCAUCGGACAGAAACCGCCGACGACCAAGCUUGCCUUUGUGUACUUCGACCUGGCGAUUCUGGGCACGCAGUGCUUGAUGCUGGCGGUGCACCGGGAGAGGGAGAAGCUCAAGAAAAUCGUUUCGCCGUCGUUGCGAACGAUCAGCCCCAGCGGUGGCCAUUCCGAGGGCUCGGCGGCGGCCCAAACGACCCAAGACCUCGAUGCGGAGGAGCGUGGAGUAUUGAGGGUUGCAAUGAGCGUGGCGGCUGGCGGCGGAACGGAACUCCUGUCGGCCUCGGAGAGCGGCAGCAGUCAGGAGAGCGGCGGGACGCCGGCGCCAGGCGACAGCGAACGGACCGGAGACACGUAUUCGUCGGCCACAGCAAGUGUGGAUUUACUCGACAUGCUCAGGUCUGGCAACGCCCUCCUGUCCAACUUUCAUGUUAUUGAUGCCGUUCGGAGCGUUGGGAGCGGCGGUCAGAAUGCGGCUGCCUACUCGCUUCGGACCCUUGGCUAUAGCGCCACCCUCGCCGCUCUUGCUGCUGAACGGAGGAGCCGGCUGGUUCGCGACCAACGCAGGUAGCAUUGGCUGGUGAGAUGUUAUUUGGCUUGUAUGCACAAACCACAACUUGGGAGGCGUCAU